Messenger RNA from Lutzomyia longipalpis, 657 nucleotides. It is a transcript of the gene Aptx, whose product is annotated as aprataxin-like protein. Gene Ontology annotation, molecular function: double-stranded RNA binding; mismatched DNA binding; DNA 5'-adenosine monophosphate hydrolase activity. NCBI's taxonomy places the organism in Eukaryota, Metazoa, Arthropoda, Insecta, Diptera, Psychodidae. The coding region runs from base 11 to 574 and encodes 187 amino acids. Gene Ontology annotation, cellular component: nucleus. The record is from RefSeq and is a predicted model, not a curated record. Gene Ontology annotation, biological process: single strand break repair; double-strand break repair. The transcript has 3 exons.
CAAAAUUUUAAUGAGAAAAAUGUCUAAUUUUUCCCAUUGGUCAUUGAAUUUGAUAAAAGACAUAACACAACACCCAGAAAAAAUAAUCUUGAAAAGUAAUUUAGCUGUAGUAAUUCGCGAUAAAUACCCAAAAGCAAAACACCAUUUCCUGGUACUUCCCCUGGAAGACAUUGAAGACAUCUUUCAGCUGCGGAAGAAUCAUCUGCCCCUGUUGGUGGAGAUGGAGCUGCUGGCGAAGAACGUUGUGGAGGUAAUAGGUGGGAAACUCAGUGACUUCAAGAUGGGUUAUCAUGCACAGCCGAGUAUGAAGCGAUUGCAUCUCCAUGCCAUCUCCGAUGACUUUAUUUCGCCCUCACUGAAGACACAGAAGCAUUGGAAUAGUUUCAACACGGACUACUUUAUUCCUGCCCCCAAACUCCGUCAAAUGCUUGAGGAUUGUGGGAAGAUUGAGAAGCUCCCGGACAAUGAGUUGAAAGCCUUGAUUUCACAGCCCCUGCAGUGCAACAAAUGUUCCUACCAAACAAAUACUAUGCCCUCUCUCAAGAAUCACCUUUUAUUCCACGAGAAAGCUUAAAGAGAAUUUCUUUAUUCUUUACAGUUAAAAAGUUUAUAAAAAAAAGAAAGUUAGUAAAGACUUUUCCACCAAAAGGCAUCAUA